GGCGUGAAUGGAAGGAAGGAGAAGUGCGGUUAGGACUCUGGCAGUCAUGUGUGUUGUGUUAAAACUCCCCAAAAUAUAUGAGGUCCAUUUUCCAGACACAGAGAGGGCAGAAUGGCUCAACAAGACUGUAAAACAGAUGUGGCCUUUUAUUUGCCAAUUUAUCGAGAAACUCUUCCGGGAGACCAUAGAACCAGCAGUAAGAGGAGCAAACAACCACCUCAGUACCUUCAGUUUUACAAAGAUUGAUAUUGGUCAUCAGCCUCUGCGGAUAAAUGGUGUAAAAGUGUACACUGAAAAUGUGGACAAAAGGCAGAUCAUUUUGGAUCUUCAAAUCAGUUUUGUUGGAAACUGUGAAAUUGAUUUGGAGAUCAAGAGAUACUUCUGCAGAGCUGGUGUGAAAAGUAUACAGAUCCAUGGCACUAUGAGAGUUAUCCUGGAACCACUAAUUGGCGACAUGCCCCUAAUUGGAGCACUAUCUCUUUUUUUUCUUAGAAAACCUCUUUUGGAAAUUAACUGGACUGGACUGACCAAUCUUCUGGAUGUUCCAGGACUGAAUGGCUUAUCAGAUACAAUAAUAUUGGACAUAAUAUCCAACUACCUGGUCCUUCCAAACAGAAUUACAGUCCCCCUUGUCAGUGAAGUGCAGAUUGCUCAGUUGCGGUUUCCUAUACCAAAGGGUGUUCUAAGGAUACACUUUAUUGAAGCUCAGGACCUGGAGGGGAAAGAUACUUACCUAAAGGGGAUUGUCAAAGGCAAGUCAGAUCCUUACGGAAUCAUCCGUGUGGGCAACCAGAUUUUCCAAAGCAAGGUCAUCAAAGAAAAUCUCAAUCCAAAAUGGAAUGAAGUUUAUGAGGCCUUAGUAUAUGAACAUCCAGGACAGGAGCUAGAGAUUGAGCUUUUUGAUGAAGAUCCAGAUAAAGAUGACUUCCUGGGAAGUUUGAUGAUAGAUUUAAUUGAAGUUGAAAAGGAGCGUCUUCUAGAUGAGUGGUUUACUUUGGAUGAAGUGUCCAAAGGAAAAUUGCAUUUAAAACUGGAAUGGCUCACAUUGAUGCCAACUGCUGAAAAUCUAGACAAGGUGCUAACAAGCAUUAGAGCUGAUAAAGACCAAGCCAAUGAUGGGCUUUCUUCUGCAUUGCUUAUUCUCUAUUUGGACUCAGCAAGAAACCUGCCCCAUAAUCCAUUAGAAUUUAACCCUGAUGGCUUGAAGAAGGCUGCUGUUCAGAAAGCCCUAAAGUCAGGAAAGAAAAUAAACAGCAACCCCAACCCACUUGUUUUGCUGUCAGUUGGACACAAGGCACAGGAAAGUAAGAUUCGAUACAAGACCAAUGAACCAGUAUGGGAGGAAAACUUUACUUUCUUUGUACACAAUCCCAAAAGACAAGAUCUUGAAGUUGAGGUGAGGGAUGAACAGCACCAGUGUUCCUUGGGGAACUUCAAACUGCCUCUAAGCCAGUUGCUGGAGAGUGAAGAUUUAACUAUGCAUCAGCGGUUCCACCUGAGCAACUCUGGUCCAAACAGCACUAUAAACAUGAAGAUUGCACUCAGGGUCCUUUCUCUUGAAAAGCAAGCAAGAUCUCCAGAUCAUCAACACUCAGCCCAAGUGAAAAGGCCAUCUCUUUCCAAAGAUGCAAGAAAAUCAUCUGUUAAGCCUCAGGUUCCUGUCUCACCACCACCUGAUUCAAACAAACCUGUUCCAGCUUCCCCAGUGACAGACGGUGAUAAAAAGACUGAUACUGAGAAAAGUCAGGCUCCCAAUGCCAGCCCUCAGUGGCCAACAGAUCUAAGCCGAAGUUCCUCCAGUCUUCAUGCCUCUAACUUCUCUUAUUCUCCCAGUCACCUCUCGGUCAAAGAACCCACUCCUAGCAUAGCCUCAGACAUAUCUCUGCCUAUUGCCACGCAGGAGCUACGGCAAAGACUACGACAGCUUGAAAAUGGAACAACUCUGGGGCAGUCUCCAUUAGGGCAGAUUCAGCUAACAAUUCGUCAUAGUUCACAAAGAAUCAAACUGAUUGUGGUCGUGCAUUCCUACAGAAAUCUAAUAGCGUUUUCAGAAGAAGGAUCUGAUCCAUAUGUGCGAAUGUAUUUAUUGCCUGAUAAGAGACGAUCAGGAAGAAGAAAAACUCAUGUAUCAAAGAAGACAUUAAACCCAGUGUUUGAUCAAAUAUUUGAUUUCAGUGUUUCCCUGCCUGAAGUACAGAGAAGAACACUAGAUGUAGCAGUGAAGAACAGUGGUGGUUUCUUGUCCAAAGAUAAAGGGCUGCUUGGCAAAUUAUUAAUACCUCUGGCAUCUGAAGAACUUGCUAAAGGCUGGACCCAGUGGUAUGAUUUAACAGAAGAUGGUACAAGGCCACAUGGUGCAAGUUAGGCCCAUGGAUACUGGGAAUUCCCCACACAUGCUUUUGCCAACCUUUAUAUAUUUUUAAAGCAUUGUUCUCACAGAUGUACCAAUAUUAUUUUUAUAGCUUUACUGAUUUAGUUCUUAGACACAUCCCCAAUAAUUUUAUAACACUUGGUCAUUUUAUGUAGACAUAGCCUUUCUCAUUGUUAGACUUUGUAUUUUAAUUUGCUAAACAGUUUUAUGUUACUGUAAUGUGCAAUAGUACAGUAAAGUAACCUUUUGUGUUUAAAUUGAUCUUUAUGAUGGCUGUACCUAUUAGAAAGUGAAAAGAUUAUGUUCUGCUGUUUUUCCUGCCUUGUUUUCUAUCUCACCAAGGUAUACCGUACCAUGUAAAUAUAUACUAUUUUUUUAUAAUUCUUUCAUGCUGGUCUGAAUUCAGAAGAAAAAUAGAUAAAGGAUAUAGAUAUUUUCUUUUAAAUGCAUGUUAAUUUCUUCAGAUGAAUCUCUUUUGUCUUUGCAGCACAAUGGUCUUAAUCAUUUUGUGAUAUUCUUCAAAAACAAACUGCAGAAAAACAUUUUUACUUUAUUGUGUUUCUGGCCCAGUGUGGCUAGUUUAAAAUGUACAAAACAUUAACAUUUUAAUAUUUAUAUAUGAAUGUAUCAUUGGGAAAUCAUGCUAUAGAAUAUUAUAAACAAAAAUGAAAAUUCUAUAAAUACUGUAUAAAUAGAGGAUGAGGUCCAUGAAUCACAGUUUCUAAAUCUGAGUUUUCAUUUAAUGGAGCAAACAUGACAAACAGUACCGGUUUAUUAUACAGGUUCACUUGGAUUUUGUUAUUUAUUUCUGUACUCUGUAGUACUAGACAUGUGACCUUUUGAAGGUAGGAGGACAUGGAUUUUUUCUGUAUUAUAAACAAAAAAUCUCUAACCGCUUAGGACUGUCCUUACUGCCUUGUUUCACUGAUUUCAAAGGUAUACAAAUCAGCUUGCAAAGUGAGUUCAUAGAGUAGGCAUACAUACAAGACAUACGUUGUUUUUAUCAUACAAUACUGUGCUAAAUAGUAUAUUAUGCUAUACCUUCUGUAAUACUAAAAUGGAAAACCAAUAGGUAAGAAAGUAUGAAACUAAGUUGAAACUGGCUGUCUUUACAGUUGCUUCAUUGCUAGUUGGUGUGUUUGGUGCAUGAAGAUGCACGUCAGUGGUCCACACAGGUUUCCUGAGAAAUAAUGUCAUUCUGCUGAAGCAUUGCCAUCGUCUGCUGCAAGACUAUGGCAGUGAUACAGUUAGCACAAACCCAGAAAAGUAGACAGUUGAGACUUGAAGGAAGAGUAUCAGCCUAAACAGCUGAGCUCAUAACUCUAAUUUUAUGAAAUAUGGAGAAUCUUUUUUGUAUUCAGAACUGAUUUUUCUUUUUCUGAUAAGUUUUCUCAGACUGUUAUAAAAAUGUGCAUUAAGAAUCCAAGAGAACAGUUCAGCUCUUUGAGAGCCAACGCCCUCAUUCUUGGAUAAGUAUGCAAUUAGACAGACAAAGUAUAUUAUUUAGCUAGGAUUCUAGAAUGAUCUCUCAGCCAAGAAAGAAUUUUAAAGAGUAUUUAAAAACCAAUAAACUCCUGAAAUUAGCUUUAUUGUAAGAUUACUGACAGAACCUUAAUUCUAGAUGUAGAAUAUGCCUACAUUACUAGAUGUACCAAAGUGCCUACCAUAGAUGUAGCUUUUUGUCUUUUUCAAGUUUAAGAUUUGACUCAUUUCAGUUUGUCUAAAUUCAGUUUAACAUGAACAUUUGUCACGGAUGUGUGUGACACGCACACGUACACUUCUAUACAGUGACGGCCUUCUUAUUGCCACAUUUUAUACAAGACAAUUUUAGCAAACAGACUUACAUUGUAAAUUUUGCUGCUGUUGCUUUCCAGUGGGCUGGGCAAUAGAGAGAGGUUCUUUGUAAGAAAACCAUUUGAAGGCUUCACUCUAUAUUGGAAUGUAUGAGUAUAUAUCUAUCUAUCUAUAUAUAUAUACACACUCAGCUGUUCAUAUAAAAUGUAUUAUAUUAUGAAAAAUGUAUUUU
Egretta garzetta (little egret) is the source of this 4397-nucleotide messenger RNA. It is a transcript of the gene ESYT2, whose product is annotated as extended synaptotagmin 2. The record is from RefSeq and is a predicted model, not a curated record. NCBI's taxonomy places the organism in Eukaryota, Metazoa, Chordata, Aves, Pelecaniformes, Ardeidae. The transcript has 23 exons. Gene Ontology annotation, biological process: lipid transport. Gene Ontology annotation, molecular function: lipid binding. Bases 8 to 2365 code for a protein of 785 amino acids.